Messenger RNA from Rhopilema esculentum, 966 nucleotides. RefSeq lists its product as uncharacterized. The record is from RefSeq and is a predicted model, not a curated record. NCBI's taxonomy places the organism in Eukaryota, Metazoa, Cnidaria, Scyphozoa, Rhizostomeae, Rhizostomatidae.
CCCAGAUAAACGAAUUUCUUCCUGGUAAUUUAGAAAAUAACUUCCUAGUGCAUUACUAUAGAUAGCUUGUGACUGGUUACCAAAACCGUAGUUUUUCAAAACUUGUUUAUGUGACGCUUCUCAGAACAGAAAAUGAAUACUGGGCAUAUACUUCUGUGCUGCAUUCUUCUUCAGGCACUGGCCUACACGCGAAGCAUGGAUGGAAAUCAAGAUCUGGGUUCCUUAGGUUCUCCUGACUCUGACCUGGAUAAACCACUGCAAGCUACAAUGGAACAGCGUUUCAAGAAUAUGGAGAUGACAGUGCGCAGGUUUGAGGCAGCUUUCGAUGGAUUGACAAAGGUCAUCAGUAUGAAGAAAGUCGACAUCCAAAGUCGUGUUCGAGUGCUUGAGAAGAAGGUCGCUCAAUUAUCGAAAACACCAUGGAUGAUGAAGAGGUUCACAUACGAGUUUCCAACGUUGACGAAAUCUCCACUGUCCGCAGCUAAUUCUAACAGCUACCGAAUACCAGCUGCUUUGUUGCCAAAGAAUGCAAAAGCUGUUAUCGUUGCUAUCAAGUGUUCCAGUUGGAAAGAAAGGGGGUUGUCUCCAACGAUGUCCAUAACCUUGCAACAGAAAGGUAACACAGAUGCAGGCAAAACAACACUGGAUGCACCCAUGAAUGACUUCUACUACGAAGUAUUGAUGCCUUGGGAUGGCUCCUAUGGUAACACAAUUGAUAUCAUGGUCAACGGUAACUCCCCGAAUAUCUACUCGAUUCGAUUGGUGGGUUACAUCGCAUAAGGAACUUAUUUGACGAACAACUUCAAUUUUUCUUGUCCUAAUAUUUGAUAGAAGAAGGGCCUAAAUUUUGGGGAUAUUUUGUUAAAAAGAUGUGUACGAGAAAUUGGAAAUCUGGCUUUCCAUUUACUUGGCAUUAUCUUCAUACUUGCUUUUUUGCGUGAUUAAAAUUCAAAUGUCUAUUCAAGU